Molecule: messenger RNA, 1843 nt
Organism: Mercurialis annua (annual mercury)
Lineage: Eukaryota; Viridiplantae; Streptophyta; Magnoliopsida; Malpighiales; Euphorbiaceae
Exons: 11
Coding region: 140-1393 (417 amino acids)
Biological process (GO): translational initiation
Cellular component (GO): eukaryotic translation initiation factor 2B complex
Molecular function (GO): guanyl-nucleotide exchange factor activity; translation initiation factor activity
Source: RefSeq, a predicted model, not a curated record
CUCGUUAUGCUUGCUACUACUAGUGCUUCCGUGUAUCACACACCGUAUCGCGUCCGUCCGGCCAAAUCCUUCAGUUCACCAUAUCACAUGCUUCUUUGAUUUCUCCUUCAGGGGCUCGGGUGUAAGGUAAACUGUAAUCAUGCCGGACGUGCAAGCUCUCGUCAACGAUUUCUCGAACAAGCUUAGGAAGCGUAAGAUUGAGGGCUCGCAGGCUACGGCUAAGCAGGCGGCGGAAGUGUUAAGGUCGGUGAUAUCGCAGCAGAGAGUGCCUUAUACUAAUCAGGCUGGAGCUUUGGUUGAUGCUAUUAAGGCUGUUGGAGAGCAGUUGAUUGCUGCUAAUCCUAUUGAGCUGGCUGUGGGUAAUAUAGUGAGGCGUGUUCUACACAUAAUUCGGGAGGAGGAUCUGUCUCUAGCAACAGCUGCUGUUGCGGGAUUAAACUUAUCAGCUGUAAGUGAUGAUGAGGAUGAUGGUGACCGAGAUGAUUACCCUGUUCUCUCAGCUGCUGCCGUUGCUGCAGCUGCAAGAAGCACUCUGCGCCCACCUUCGUUGCAGACCUUGUUGGAGGAUAUGCCUGACUCAGCAGCAGUUCCUCGUACUUCUUCUUCGGGAGGUGACUCUGAAGGAAAAAGCAAAUCUGCUGAUAAAAGUUCUAGAUCUCGGAAGCUGAAACAUGAUGUCAUUGAAGCAGUCAAUGAGCUUAUUCAAGAUAUAUCCAUUUGCCAUGAACAAAUUGCGGAGCAGGCAGUGGAACAUAUCCAUCAAAAUGAGGUAAUAUUAACUUUAGGCAGUUCAAGAACAGUAUUGGAGUUUCUUUGUGCCGCAAAGGAGAAAAAGAGGUCCUUCAAAGUAUUUGUUGCCGAGGGUGCUCCAAGGUAUCAAGGGCACCUUCUUGUCAAGGACUUGGUUGCAAGAGGUCUACAGACCACUUUAAUUACUGACUCUGCAGUUUUUGCCAUGAUUUCUCGAGUAAACAUGGUUAUUGUCGGAGCUCAUGCUGUAAUGGCCAAUGGUGGUGUCAUAGCACCUGUAGGGUUGAAUAUGGUUGCAUUGGCAGCUCAAAAACAUGCAGUCCCAUUCGUUGUGCUUGCUGGAAGUCACAAGUUGUGCCCCUUGUAUCCACACAAUCCUGAGGUAUUACUGAAUGAGUUGAGAUCCCCAUCUGAGCUGCUGGAUUUUGGCGAAUUCUCAGAUUGCUUGGAUUUUGGGAGUGGCAGUGGGUCUCCUCUUCUUCAUGUUGUAAACCCAACAUUUGACUAUGUUCCUCCGAAGCUUGUCAGUCUCUUUAUUACCGACACUGGAGGGCAUAAUCCAUCAUACAUGUAUCGCCUUAUUGCUGAUUAUUACUCUGCGGAUGAUUUGGUGGUGCAACGAAGACCUGCUUCAAGGAAUUGAUUCCCACUGGUUUACUAAAAGAAUCUAGUAAGUAGAAGUUUAGGAAUGAUGUCGUAAAGACGAGGAAGGAAUGAUUGAAGAUUAUAGCUCACUUUGAGAUAUCAUGUUAAUUUCCAUUAAUCAGUAUGAGAAAGCAGAAGUAUUAGAUAAUAGUGAGGUGGAAAAUACUUGCCGACGGCCUGGGAACUUAUUUUUGUGGUUGUGACAGAGGACCACCGAUUGAGAGUGAUGUAGUUGUGAAUUUUGUACGUUAUUACAGAUAUGCACAGAGACGAAUCAACCAUUUGUUGUAUGCAAUUUCUACUCAGAUUCGAGAGUAGUACCUUGUACGGUGGAGACUGUAUAGUUUGAGUGUGUUCUUUUACUACCAUAGAUAAAAGUAAACAAUUUUUGUUAGCAUAAUAUUAUAAUGUUUAACAUGACGGGGAAUACCUGCUAUUUUUUGUUGUA